This is a messenger RNA of Paramecium sonneborni, 1474 nucleotides long. The record is from the annotation of a GenBank genome assembly. Lineage: Eukaryota; Ciliophora; Oligohymenophorea; Peniculida; Parameciidae.
AUGAAUUAAAUAUAAACUCAUGUUAUCCAUCAAAUAUUCUAAUAGGCACAUUUCUAAAAUGAUUAACUAUACCCUUUUCAAGAUUUUAUAUCUUAUCUAAAUUCAUUGGUAAUAAAUUUUAUAACUUUUAGAUAAAUCAACAAUUCCCCUUUGAAAUAAUUGAACCAAUCCUUCAAGAUGAGAAUCCUACAUAACUUAAUCUACUUUCUAUUCAUGAUUUUGCCAAUAUUAUUCUCUAAGAAUUUCAAUCCUAAAUCUAAAUCAAAUAAAAUGCUUUAGAUCAAAUCUAAAUAUACAAAAAUGAAUAUUCCAAAUUAUUAGAUGAAUUCAAGGUAGCUAAAUAAGAAGAAAGUUUGAAUUAAUACUAAAUUGAUAUUGAUAGCACUCUAUUCAUUACUGUUUCUCAUGCAGAAUGUUUGAAAUCAAAUCAAUAUUUUGUCACAAUAACACUUUUUAAUGAAUCAAAGAAUACUCAGAUAUCAAAUAAUACUAAUCAUCCUAUUUGGUAAGAAGAAUUCAAAAUGUAAAAAAUUAUAAAACUAUGUAGAAUAGUCAUGUAACUUCGCCACAUGGUUAAAUUAUUAUUGAAUUAUUCAAUUAAUCUCAAGUUCUAAUUGGUUAAUUAAAAUUACCAUUAUAUCAAUUUAAAGAUCAGUAGAGUUCAAAUUUGGAUUAUUUACUUGAAGAUCAACAUGGUGUACUUAUAAAUACUAAAUUGAAACUUAAUUUAACAAUAUGGUGGAUUCAUAGCAAAGUUGCUUUACUAUAAGAUUAAAUUAUAUUUGUUGAUGAAUAUAAAAAAGAAAUCAAUGAAUAAUAAUAGAUAAUCUAAAAAUGCAAUAAUUUUAUUGAUACUUGUGUUUUAGCAUUCGAUGAAUCAAGAAUUAUAAAAAUAAAAUAACAUCCUUAAGAAGUAUGUCAAGAACCUGAUUCAUAGGAAUAAUGGACUAAUAAAUUCUAAACUAAAAUGUAUUAAAUUGCAAAAUAAUUUAAAAGUAUAAACUAUAUUAUUUUAAUAAAGAUGAACAUUAAGACAGUCUUGAAGAAUGGUAAUAAAUAGUAUUAAUACUGAAUGGAUUUGUAACUAUUUUUACACUUGUCUUAAUUUCUUUGGCUAGACCAUAUUUUUAACAAUUAUCAAUCUCCUUGUUUAUUGGUAUGUUAAUAUUGACCUAUGAUUCUGAACAUAUAAAAACAUCAAAGAUUUUACCAUAAAUAUCUUUGAUUUUAUUAAUCUAAUGCAUUUUUGAUGGUUUUUGGUUGAUUGUUAAUUAUGUAUAAUUUAUAUAAUAGAUAUAAGAGAGUUUGGUGGAGUUGUACAUUAAUUUUCGAAUAACAAUUAUUUGGUAGUAAUAUUAUGAAUUAUAUUUCCUAUUAUUGUACGAUUAUUAUUUUACCCAUCAAUUUAAUUUUGACAGCUUGUUCAUUCAACUUAUCCUUAAAAUAUUUAGCAUAAAAUAAUAUAGAAUUAUGA